Molecule: messenger RNA, 6037 nt
Organism: Morone saxatilis (striped sea-bass)
Lineage: Eukaryota; Metazoa; Chordata; Actinopteri; Moronidae
Gene: gng7
Product: guanine nucleotide binding protein (G protein), gamma 7
Exons: 4
Coding region: 436-642 (68 amino acids)
Biological process (GO): G protein-coupled receptor signaling pathway
Cellular component (GO): heterotrimeric G-protein complex
Molecular function (GO): G-protein beta-subunit binding
Source: RefSeq, a predicted model, not a curated record
UUGGAGAUAUUCGGGUAUUUUUCUCCCUGUGUAUAAUAAUUGUAACGCGUCUGUGCGCCUCUGCAACCCCGGCUUCUCGUCACCGAGGGCGGCUGCAGCGAAGAGGGGCUUCAUCAGUGUCACGAAUCCGGUUUUCCCCAACCCUUUGCCGGCAGAGAGGGUGGGGAGGACCGGGGACAGGGUCAGUGGAAGAUUUCCUACAGCUCGGCUGGACUCUUGAGGACGCGCAAGCCACUGUAUCCAAAAACCUCUGGAUUUUAUCUACUGAAAGACAAGCCAAUGUGAGCUCAGCUGCCGUCCAGCUCUGUCGAUUGACUUGGCAACUGUCCACUGCACCACUCAGAUUGUCCUCUCCAUCCAGUCACGUUUGUGUUCAGAGAGUCUGCCUACCAUCAGUCAGUUUUCUCCUGUGUUGGUGUAGUCUGAUGGAUCAGUAUGUCUACCACUAAUAAUAUCGCCCAGGCCAGGAAACUGGUGGAACAGCUGAGGAUUGAGGCAGGGAUUGAACGCAUUAAGGUGUCUAAAGCAGCAGCAGACCUGAUGAGUUACUGUGAGCAGCAUGCUCGUAGCGACCCUCUGCUGGUCGGGGUUCCCACCUCCGAAAACCCUUUCAAGGACAAGAAACCCUGCAUCAUCCUAUAGCUGCGCUACGCUCCUCCUGCCCUCACACUCACACACACAUACACAGACAGACACACACUCACACAUUCAGUACUUAAAUUGAUCCCCAGACUUCCCCAGACACACACAUGCAGACACACACUUCAAGCAGCCCAUCUAGCAUACACACACUCAUAGAAACACACACACACUCCCAAAAUAGCCACUCUGGAAAAGCGCCAUACCCCGGAGCCACAGCUAGGGGGCAGGUAUCUUGUGCUCACAGUGGCUGAGAUCAGUAUAUCACUGAGUAUGAUCCAAGGUGCUUUGGUAAUAUUCACAUAUGCUGGUAAAUUAACUACAAGUGUCAGCUUAACUUGAAAAGGGAUUUGGACAUUAAUAAUUAGUAGGAAACCAGGAUUUUGUUUUUCUUUUGUCAUGAAAUGAGGGGUUGGGUAAAGGACGGACAGCAGUGCCAUAGGCAAGGAGUGGGAGGAUGCAUGUGGGCAACUGAAAUGGUUGGUAGGUGCUCCUGCCAAUCGUGCCAAACACGACCUAGUGUCCCAUUAAAAGCGGAAUAAAUGCUUUUUGUUUGAGGCAGUUAAAAAAAGGUCUGAGAGCUUUUGCCCUUGAACCUGCCUGUGCUAGAUCAUGGCAGGUCAUUUUGGAGUGAGUGGCUGAAGCCUUUGCCUUUACUGGGCUAGCAUGUUCCCACCCAAACCUGUACCAACAGACCUUCUCUGCCUGUGGCCUCACUAAGGCCGUUUGCAGCCUUUGGCCAAACCUCCAUCUGUGCCAUCAUGUACAGAAAGCCGUCUCUAGAUGCUGAUCUGCCGUCACAGAUUCAACUGCAGUUCAUUACGGCUGCUGUUGGUUGAAGUCGAUGUCUAAGCUGACCUCAGAUCUGCACCUAUGAGGGGAACAUAGUGAACUGCUCUACACAGAACUCAAGCUAUAAACCCUGGACGUUUACUGCAUUUUUCUUAAGAAAUACUUGUUUGUGAACUCAAUGUAUGUUUUGAUAUUUUGUUGAAGCAUUACUAAGAUAAUACUGUAUUUCUUUUUUUCUUUUUUUUAUCGUUUAGCUUUGGCAUAGGUGUUGCACCUGGCUGAUCAGGUUUUUCUCUGAUGAAACUACAGGCAAUCUGGUCGUAGGCCAGGGGUAAUACCUGACCAGAUACCCGUGAGGAUCUUAAACAAACGUUUCUGUACAUCAAACCUCCCUGUGCUUUAAACCUGAGAGAGGGCGAGGUCGCUGACCACACCUGAGAAUCAGUCUGUGAGGACUGCAAAGCUGGAGGAGAAAUCCCAAACUUAAAAUGUAAAAGUGAAGCUGUCCCUUUCCUGCCUUCUCUACUUAUGUUUGAUUCUUUCAAUUGGUAGUUUUUAUAAGCUUAUAAGUGAAGGAAAAGAAGAGAAAUGCAUUGUAUAGUGCAAAGAUGGAGGUGUUUUUUUUUGGUUGCCUCUACAGUCAAGAAGCAGGGAUGUGUAUUGUUUUAAUGCAAAAUAAUUCUGGCUUUAAAUCCGAUUAGAAUAAGCAUGACCUGGCCUUACCAGUCUUUAAAGUUUCCAGUGUCCCCAUUAGACAAGCCUGCUUUCCGCGUGAGCUCGAACUGGUCAGGGACUGGAUCGGUAAGAGCAAGCAGCCCCCUCUUGGUUUCCUCCUCUCCUCGACAAUGCUCCUCCUCUAUGACAAACCAAACUUGAUUGUAAAAACUGAAGACGACGUGAGAAAAAAAAAAAAAUUAAGUCAAGAGAAACAAACCAAGUGUAUAAACUUUCUUUCAGACAUGUGCAGAAGUGAUAAGUUGAAGAGUAGCUGUUUUGGGUUUAUUUUUGAGUUUUUUCUUUCUAUGGAGUCCAUGGAACCUGGUCAGUUGAGUAUUACCCUGUACAGUGUUUGUAAGAUACAAAAUCUAAACACAGAAUCCCCUUCUGUGGAUGUUGGAUUUUUUUAGUACUACUUAUUCUGUUCUGUCAGUCAGAAUCAUGUCUGUCUUCAUUUUUUAUUUUUAUUUUUUGUCAUUCAGGUUUUAGAGGCCUGUGAUAGCGGAGGAUGGUUUUAACCACAUACAAAUACAAACGCCUGAUGAGGAUAUAUUGGAAUAAUGUUGAGAUAGAAUCAAACGCCCUGUUAGGUUUAGGAUCAUAUCCCGUUAGAGGAUGAAUCAACAUCGGACCUCAUUUCAGUGGCAAAAACCAACCUCCUGAUCUAUCCUUUAACACCAGAUAAGCCCACAAGUUUUUCAAGUGUUGGUUUGGGUGGGCAAAAGGCAACUAGGACAACACACACAUGCACAUUACACAUGCUCCCUUUUGCAGUUGCCUUUUAGGUUUGAUUGUCAAAGGUUAAAGGAGUGGUAGGCUCAGCAUUGUGCGCUGCUUUUGACGGUUAAUUGCUGAAAGAAGGGAGCUUUGUGCCAUCAUAUUUACAUUUGGGCAUUUAGCCGAGGCUUUUGUCAGGCGUAACAUACAGUGACAGAGCAGGGUGGAGACAUUUAGAAAGGACGAAUGGCUGCUGACGGACAGUGAGGGGAGUUGAACCUGCGCCUUUUCUGUUCUCUAAUCACUAGGUCAGUAUGAACUACCUGCUAUUUGGGAGUCAGGAGUUUUUUUUAGAGGUGAUGAGAGGUGCGUUUGCCUCUUGAUGCACACGGUUUGAAAAGCAGACAGUCUGUUGGAGACAACUUGCAAAAAAAAAUGUUUGUGUCCGUAACGUAAAUAUGAAGCUUCAGCCAGCAGCCAGUUGGCUUAGCUUAGCAUAAUGACUGGAAACAAAGGUAUCCUAAAUCCUAAUCAACGUGGGUAAAAAAGGCAAGUUUUUACAGGGGGCUGAGCUUCAAAUGUGUUGACUGGCUGUUAUUUUUUUGGGUUUUGGAUGGUUUUGGAUAGUUUCCACCUGUCUUUAUGCUAAGCUAAGAUAACCUGGCUGCUGGCUUUACUUUCAUAUUUAACGGAAAGACACGAGAGUGAUAUCAAUCUUUUUAUCUAACUCUCAGCAAGAAAGCGGGUGCUAAUGUUUGGUAGCUAAAAAAGAUGAUUUGGCAGAGCAGUAGGCGGAGAAGAGAAAACAGAGGUGCACGCAUUUGUGUGUGUGGUCUGUGUGUGUGUGUAUUUGUGAGAGCCAGUGUGUAAGAGCACACAGUGCCUCUAGUGCUGUGCAGAGGGUCACAUAGUAAUGUUACAGUACUGCAGCCCUGCAAUUCCAGGUCAGGGUUAAUUUGACCUUAGAAGAGGUCAUGUGAUGUCAUGUUGAGUCAGAACAGCAUGUAUGGCCUCCACUCACUCUUUCUAUCAGUCAAAGGUUAGUUAGCACGUUCCGGAGAGGAGGAUUCAGUCCCGAGCUAAAAUUGUUCAGUUGGAGUGUGGGAAGCUAUUUUCGAUGUGAUGACCAAUAGUAACCCCAAUAAUAGUCACAAAGCUGAAAAAUUCAGUUCUUGGAAGAAGACUCAGCUUUAUAUGUGCCUGACUCAGCUACAUUAUAUUAGCUGCAGUUUAUUGUCACCACUCAUUUAAUCCUUAGUGACCUAAAGGAAUAGUUUGACAUGUUGGGAAAUAUGCUUAUUUGCUUAUUUGCAGAGAGUGAGAUGAGAGGAUCAAUAACACUCUCAUUUCUGCACGUUAAAUAUGAAGCUAAAGCCAGCAGCUGAGUAGCAUCCAGCUCACGCUCCACAACAUCGCUCCACAAGGUCCAGUUUAUAAACCCCUGUUUACACUCUGGUUCUUGUACAGGUUAAACAAACUAGAUAUAAUGUAUUAAUUAGUGACCUUUAGAGUUGCUGGAGAACUUUUGUUACCACAGCAAGCCUGACGUCUCAUCUGAACUAACCUCUGUUCCAUCGGCGUCUGUUACACAGUGCAAUCUCCCAUUCAGCAUUUCUUGCAUCAACUACAGCCUUUGCUAUAAGAAAUGGAAAUCCUUGUGAUUUCAACAAGAUUGAACAAUAAUAACUUUGUGAGUGCAGAAAAAACUACAGGCAGUACAAGCAUGGCAGCACCAGCACUUGACACAUGUCAUUGCAACUUGAUUUUUUCCAUACCCACAGUAAUUUUCCAACUUCAUAGUUGUAAUCUUGCCUGUCUAAAAACCUUUACAGUGUUACGUACUCUCUGUCCUGCUGUUGUUACAGAUAUGUGCUAGCAUGAGCUAACCACAAUAUGCUCAUGGACUCGGCUAUUCAGUCAAACCCUGACAUUUAGCCUGAAUUUGCAUAGGGUUUAUGGGAAAGUGUGCUUGAGCCACACAACAUAAUGUUGACAAAGGCUCUGUUAGCUUUGUUACAAAUGUCAAUGGGAUUUUGAAUGAGGCUUUUCACUUCAGCUCUCUUUAGCAUUGCUAUAGCCUAGUUCUCUGUACAGAGCUAGGCUAGCAGUUCCCCCCUGUUUCUAGUCUUUAUGCUAAGCUAGGCUAACCAGCUGCUGGCUGCUAGCUUUAUAUUUAGCUAACAGACUUGAAAGUGGUUUUGAUAUUCUCAUCAAACUCUCAGCAAUUGAUCCAUUAAGAAAUAAUGCAAAAUGUCAAAUGCCUUUAUCUAAUCUGUAGAAAUAAUGGAAGGGAUGGUUAGACCUGAUUUAUGUGAUAUGAAUAGUGACCUUUCAUCAAAAUAAAAGUAACAAGCUUAAUAAAUAUUAUAACUGUACAAACAAACCUGACUGAAAACUGCAGUGGGAGGUAGAAAGUAACUCAGAAUUACUGAUUUGGGAUAAGUUUGUAGUGCAAGAUUGGGGAAAUAACUGAUUCAUUGUUAGUGUUUGGGAGAGAAAUGGCAGUUCUUUGUUUGCCAUUUGGUGCAGCAGAAGAUUCACACAGCAUAAAAUAAGCAUGCAUACAUAUCAGUACACACACAUACACACACUGAUGUUGUCCUGGAGAUAUUUUUUUACCAUCAUUGUUUUUCCAAUCAUUCCAUUGCUGGUUGGGCUUAAAAUCAGAUACAGCCGGCCUAAAUCGCUGGUUUGGCUGACAGUUUGUCUGAUUGGUUGGUUGUUAGUUUGCCUUAUAGUGGCGUAUAUUGUGUUAAUGCUGGUCUUGGGGUUAUCAGAUCAACAGAAUGAACAGUGUUAAAGUGGAACACAUGGCUCGAGAUGGGAAUCCACUGUGUUGUGACACAAAGCGAGCCCGGUGAAAUUCAUUUCUAGUCAAGUGGGGAGAGUUGAGGCUCCUCACUGCUGGACUGAAAUUUAAACAUCACUGAAUCAGCUCUGAGCCCUUCCCGAGACUCAUCUUUUGUGUUCUGAUCUCCUGUGUAUGCAUACAGUAUAUGUAUCUUUUUGCCUUGAUUGAUUAUGAAGAAAAUAUAUCUAUUUUUUGUAACUGUUCUCUGAUGUGCCAUAACUCAUGUUUUCUUGCACACUGUUAAUAUUUUGUGGAUAUUGCUGUUAAAAAGAUGAUAUUGAGAAGUAGAUAACAUUAAUAAAAAGAUGAUAUAAUAACAAA